Gastrolobium bilobum is the source of this 741-nucleotide messenger RNA. Its product is annotated as plastocyanin. Gene Ontology annotation, molecular function: copper ion binding. The transcript has a single exon. Gene Ontology annotation, cellular component: chloroplast thylakoid lumen. NCBI's taxonomy places the organism in Eukaryota, Viridiplantae, Streptophyta, Magnoliopsida, Fabales, Fabaceae. The record is from RefSeq and is a predicted model, not a curated record. The coding region runs from base 83 to 589 and encodes 168 amino acids.
CACCCCUUGCAUGUCUACCAUUUGAUUCCCUUCCAACACAUAAACACAUACAAGUUUAGAAGAUCAGACUAAAGCUUCAGACAUGGCCACCGUCACUUCUACUGCUGUUUCUAUUCCAUCAUUCACUGGCCUUAAGGCAGCUGGAACAAACGCAGGCAAAGUUAGUGCCAAAGCUAAGGUGUCAAGUUCCCAAUUGCCAAGGCUCAGCGUCAAAGCUUCACUUAAAGACGUUGGAGUUGCUGUGGUUGCCACUGCUGCCAGCGCAGUGCUAGCUAGCAAUGCCAUGGCCAUUGAAGUCUUGCUUGGUGGUGAUGACGGGUCUCUGGCUUUUAUUCCCAAUAGUUUCUCAGUGAGCGCUGGAGAAAAGAUCACAUUCAAGAACAAUGCUGGUUUCCCGCACAAUGUUGUCUUCGACGAGGAUGAAAUUCCUAGCGGCGUUGAUGUAGCGAAAAUCUCCAUGUCUGACGAAGACCUUCUCAAUGCGCCUGGUGAGACUUUCAGCGUUACCUUGGAUGCGAAGGGAACCUACAGUUUCUACUGUUCCCCUCACCAAGGAGCUGGUAUGGUGGGAAAAGUCACUGUUAAUUAAAUGUCUGAAGUAAGGCAAUCUUGUCUUUCUCGUAUGGUUUAAGUUAAUUUUGUUUUUGUAGUAGAGCUUAAUUAAAUGUUGUUUGUUAUGGGAUUGUAUGAUAUGAACCGAUAUAAUGCUCUUAUGUAACUCAUUUACUUCGUUUGGGUUCA